ACUUUCGUUUAAUCUUUUUUCGUCGUCUUCUACAAUACUCAAAGAGUAGGGCCCUCCUCUAAGGCUCCAAAGCUCAGAACCCAAUCUCCUUGUCUUCUUCUUCUUCACUUCAAUAACUUUUUUUUUUUUCUCAUCUCUCCUCUCAAACAUCAUCAUUUUUCUGAAAAAUCGAUUCCACAUGAAGCGUUGUUCUUCCAAUCCUCUCUUAGACGGUGAUGGUAGGGACGAGAACAAGAAGAUGAAGAGCUCAGAGGAAAACGAAGGAUCGGAAAUCGGAUUCACGAAUUUAGACGAGAAUCUACUGUACGAGGUGUUGAAGCACGUAGACGCGAGGACCUUAGCUAUGUCUUCUUGCGUGAGCAAGAUCUGGCACAAGACUGCACAAGACGAACGGCUCUGGGAGCUGAUCUGCACGCGUCACUGGGCCAACAUCGGCUGCAGCCAACUCCAGCUCAGAUCUGUCGUCUUGGCUCUCGGCGGCUUCAGACGACUCCACUCACUCUACCUCUGGUCUCUGUCGAGUCCUAAUCCACAUGCGAGGUUGGGUAAAGACGAAUUGAAACUCUCUCUUUCUCUCCUCUCGAUUAGCUACUACGAGAAGAUGAAUUUCGUUAAGAGACUCCCCGAGUCCAAAUAGUUAAAUAUAUCUCUGUUUUCCAGCAUCUUGUUAGGUUUAAUGAAUUUGCGCGAAUCCUUUGUAAGAUGUGCUUUGUAUUUCUUCUGAUUGCUAGUCAUUUUAACUAUCUAAAUAAUGUCUCAAGUUUUCA
Messenger RNA from Eutrema salsugineum, 767 nucleotides. RefSeq names its product F-box protein GID2. Lineage: Eukaryota; Viridiplantae; Streptophyta; Magnoliopsida; Brassicales; Brassicaceae. The record is from RefSeq and is a predicted model, not a curated record. The transcript has a single exon. Gene Ontology annotation, biological process: regulation of gibberellic acid mediated signaling pathway. Gene Ontology annotation, molecular function: protein binding. Gene Ontology annotation, cellular component: SCF ubiquitin ligase complex. The coding region runs from base 179 to 637 and encodes 152 amino acids.